Molecule: messenger RNA, 1814 nt
Organism: Hibiscus syriacus
Lineage: Eukaryota; Viridiplantae; Streptophyta; Magnoliopsida; Malvales; Malvaceae
Product: alpha-1,3-mannosyl-glycoprotein 2-beta-N-acetylglucosaminyltransferase-like
Exons: 18
Coding region: 132-1469 (445 amino acids)
Cellular component (GO): Golgi apparatus
Molecular function (GO): alpha-1,3-mannosylglycoprotein 2-beta-N-acetylglucosaminyltransferase activity
Source: RefSeq, a predicted model, not a curated record
UUCAUGGCGGCUUCUACAUACAAUUCAAGAGAUGAAGAUUGAAUAACGAAAAAUCAAUAUCGAAGUAGACAACAAAACAGUGAAACCGUAAAUCUCCAUUGUUCCAAGUCAGUCGGGGGAGAAUCAUAAAUAUGGCUAAGCUAAGCUGCGAUUUCCGGUACCUUCUCAUCCCCGCUGCACUCGUAUUCGUAUACAUCCAGAUGCGGCUUUUCGCCACGCAAUCUGAAUAUGCAGAUCGAAUGGCUGAAGCGGUGGAUGCAGAGCGCCAUUGUACAAGUCAAAUGCGACUACUUAUUGAUCAAAUUAGCAUGCAACAAGAGGAAAUUGUGUCCCUGGAAGAGGGGAAGAAGCGAAAGGAUCAGGAGUGUGCACAACUGAAGGCUCUUGUACAUGAUCUUGAAAAGAAGGCCCUUCAGAGAAUAAUUGACAAAACACAGGUACCAGUGGCAGCUGUAGUAAUCAUGGCGUGCAAUCGUGCUGAUUAUCUGGAAAGAACAGUUGCGUCUGUAUUGAAGUAUCAGAGUUCUGUUGCUUCAAAAUAUCCCCUUUUUAUAUCUCAGGAUGGAUCAGAUCCAAAUGUGAAAACUAAGGCUUUGAGUCAUUAUAAUCAGCUAACUUACAUGCAGCACAUAGAUUAUGAUCCAGUGCAUACAGAAAGGCCUGGGGAAUUGAUUGAAUACUACAAGAUAGCCCGUCACUACAAAUGGGCACUGGAUGAGUUGUUCUACAAGCACAAUUUUGACCGAGUAAUUAUACUUGAAGAUGAUAUGGAAAUUGCCCCUGAUUUUUUUUAUUACUUUGAGGCAGCUGCGGCCCUUCUCGACAAGGAUAAGUCAAUUAUGGCUGUUUCCUCAUGGAAUGACAAUGGGCAAAAGCAGUUCGUGCAUGACCCAUAUGCACUUUAUCGCUCAGAUUUCUUUCCUGGUCUUGGCUGGAUGCUUACUAGGUCUGUAUGGAAUGAGCUAUCACCAAAGUGGCCAAAAGCUUAUUGGGAUGACUGGUUGAGAUUGAAAGAGAAUCACAAAGGCCGACAAUUCCUUCGUCCAGAAGUUUGCAGAACAUAUAACUUUGGUGAGCAUGGUUCAAGCAUGGGGCAAUUUUUCCAAAAGUAUCUUGAGCCUAUUAAGAUCAAUGACAAAAAGGUGGAUUGGAAGUCACAGGAUUUGAGCUACCUGAUGGAGGACAAAUAUGCAAAAUACUUUGCUGACAUUUUGAAAAUGGCAAAACCUGUCCAUGGAUCAAAUCUUGCUCUUAUGGCAUCUAAUAUAGAAGGUGAUGUUCGUAUUCAGUAUAAAGACCAAUCAGACUUUGAAAACAUUGCACGACAAUUUGGAGUUUUUGAAGAAUGGAAGGACGGUGUACCAAGGACAGCAUAUAAAGGAGUAGUGGUUUUCAGAUAUCACCCACCAAGACGUGUGUUUCUUGUCGGUCCCAACUCUCUAAAUAAGCUUAGGAUUGAAAAUGCUUGAAAUUAAAAGGUUAGUGACCAUGCCUAGUUUUGAUUGUUUCUGUAUAUUUUAUAAUGGCAGCAGUCUUUGAAUUCGGUAUAAUGCAAUUGUACGAGGAAAGAUGACAAAUAGUUCUUGGCAUGUUUUGGUUUUUGUUUGUAAUGAUAAUGAUUAGCGGUGUAAUCUUUGGUAUUGUAAUGUGUGAUCAGUGUCCUGUCCUGAAGUAUUUCCAAAUGCAGGAGGGCAACUAGGUUCUGGCUGAAGAAAUAUUUACCAUCUAAAUUUUCUCUGUUACGGAAUUCGACACGUUGCAUCCACAGUUGCGCAGGCGUUCAACUCUCUUACAUAUGGUAGGCAUAGGAAAAA